GCGUAUCUAGUUACCUAUCUAAAGUCAAGCGUACAUUUACAGGUUACCAAAUUAUUAAAAGAUGGAGUGGGCAAGUCAGUUAUGUGAGAACAGACAUAUUGGAGCCAAGAUGACAGACUCAAAGUACUUCACCACCACUAAAAAAGGUGAAAUCUUUGAGCUGAAAGCAGAGCUCAAUAGCGACAAGAAGGAGAAGAAGAAGGAAGCUGUCAAGAAGGUCAUUGCCUCUAUGACUGUUGGAAAAGAUGUCAGUGCCCUGUUUCCUGAUGUGGUGAACUGCAUGCAGACAGACAACCUGGAGCUGAAGAAGCUGGUGUACCUGUACCUGAUGAACUACGCCAAGAGCCAGCCAGACAUGGCCAUCAUGGCUGUCAACACAUUUGUCAAGGACUGCGAGGACCCCAAUCCUCUGAUUCGCGCUCUGGCGGUGCGGACCAUGGGCUGCAUCCGUGUGGAUAAGAUCACAGAGUACCUCUGUGAGCCCCUGAGAAAGUGCCUGAAAGACGAAGACCCUUAUGUGAGGAAGACGGCCGCCGUGUGCGUGGCGAAACUUCACGACAUCAACGCUCAGCUGGUGGAGGACCAAGGCUUUCUGGACACGCUAAAAGACCUCAUCUCUGACUCUAACCCCAUGGUGGUGGCUAAUGCGGUGGCAGCCCUGUCUGAGAUCGCUGAGUCCCACCCCAACAGCAACCUGCUCGACCUUAAUCCCCAGUCCAUCAACAAGCUGUUGACUGCUCUAAACGAGUGCACGGAAUGGGGCCAGAUCUUCAUCCUGGAUUGCCUGGCCAAUUACACACCUAGAGACGAUCGUGAAUCUCAGAGUAUUUGUGAGCGCGUGACCCCUCGGCUGUCGCAUGCCAACUCUGCGGUGGUGCUGUCGGCCGUGAAGGUGCUGAUGAAGUUCAUGGAGAUGCUGCCUAAAGACCUGGACUACUACGGCACCCUGCUCAAGAAACUGGCCCCGCCCCUCGUCACCCUGCUGUCCGCAGAGCCGGAGCUGCAGUACGUAGCUCUGCGCAACAUCAACCUCAUCGUGCAGAAACGCCCUGAAAUUCUCAAGCACGAGAUGAAGGUGUUCUUUGUGAAGUAUAACGAUCCGAUUUACGUCAAACUGGAGAAACUGGACAUCAUGAUCAGGCUGGCAUCUCAGGCCAACAUUGCACAGGUUUUGGCUGAACUGAAAGAGUAUGCCACUGAGGUCGAUGUGGACUUUGUUCGUAAAGCAGUGAGAGCCAUCGGCCGCUGUGCCAUCAAAGUUGAGCAAUCUGCAGAGCGUUGUGUGAGCACACUGUUGGACCUCAUCCAAACCAAAGUCAACUAUGUGGUGCAGGAGGCCAUCGUGGUCAUUAAGGACAUCUUCCGCAAAUAUCCCAACAAAUACGAGAGUGUGAUUGCCACGCUGUGUGAGAACCUGGACUCUCUGGACGAGCCUGAGGCUCGCGCCGCCAUGAUCUGGAUCGUGGGCGAGUACGCCGAGCGCAUCGACAACGCCGAUGAGCUGCUAGAAAGCUUCCUGGAGGGCUUCCACGACGAGAGCACUCAGGUGCAGCUGCAGCUCCUCACGGCCAUCGUCAAGCUCUUCCUGAAGAAGCCCACCGAGACACAGGAGCUGGUGCAACAGGUCCUCAGUCUGGCCACGCAGGACUCCGACAACCCAGACCUGCGCGAUCGCGGCUACAUCUACUGGCGCCUGCUGUCCACCGACCCGGUGGCGGCCAAGGAGGUGGUGCUGGCGGAGAAGCCCCUGAUCUCCGAGGAGACGGACCUGAUCGAGCCCACGCUGCUGGAGGAGCUGACCUGCCACAUCGGCACGCUGGCCUCCGUCUACCACAAGCCGCCCAGCGCCUUCGUGGAGGGCAGCCGCGGCGUGCAGCACAAGAGGCUUCCCGUGCGCGCCGGCUCGGGUGAGAGCAGUGAGAGCCCGGAGGCUAGUCAGGCAGUGGGGGCGGUGCCUGAUACUCCUCCCCCCGCGGUCAUCCCCUCCCAGGGAGACCUGCUGGGAGACCUGCUCAACCUGGACCUGGCCCCGCCCACCUCCUCCGGACCCCCGCAGGUGCCCUCCAUGCCCAUGGGAGGCAUGGACCUCCUGGGAGGCGGACUGGACAGCCUGCUUGGAGGAGACCUCGGAGGGAGCCCUGCGAUGGGUGGAGGUUUGGCUUCAGCCCCUGCCCCUGCUGCUGCGGCCCCGUCCCUCGCUGCUCCUGCCAGUGGCCUGGACAUGCUCUUCGACCUGGGAGGGGGCGUCGGCAUGCCAACCGGCUCUUUUGUGGUUCCAAAGGCUAUUUGGCUUCCUGCUAUGAAGGCGAAGGGUCUGGAGAUUUCUGGCACAUUUGCACGGCGCGGAGGUGUUCUACAAAUGGAGAUCUCCCUCACCAACAAAGCCAUGAGCGUCAUGACAGACUUCGCUGUCCAGUUUAACAGGAACAGUUUUGGACUUGCCCCUGCGGGCCCCCUCCAGGUCCUCACCCCCCUCAGCCCCAAUCAGACCACAGAGGUCAGCCUCCCCCUCAGCACGGUCGGACCCGUCAUGAAGAUGGAGCCCCUCAACAACCUGCAGGUGGCAGUGAAGAACAACAUCGAUGUCUUCUACUUCAGCUGCCAGUAUCCCAUCAGCAUCCUCUUUGUGGAGGAUGGAAAGAUGGAACGCCAGGUGUUCCUUGCAACCUGGAAGGACAUUCCCAAUGAAAAUGAGUCCCAGUUCCAAAUCAAAGAUUGCCACGUUAACUCAGAUGCGGCGACAUCUCGACUGCAGAGCUGUAACAUCUUCACUAUUGCAAAGCGGACGGUGGACAACCAGGACAUGCUGUACCAGUCCAUCAAGCUGACCAACGGCAUCUGGAUCCUGGUGGAGCUGCGGGUGCAGACCGGGAGCCCUGGCUGCAUGAUGUCUGUGAAAUGCAGAGCCCCAGAGGUGGCCCAGCUGGUGUUCCAGUGUUAUGAAAUGGUGUUGAAGACCAGCAGUGAGGCGUGAACAUCUUGACAGCAGAGGUCCCACACUACAUCUACAGUACACCUAUUCAGUAGCUAUUGGUCUUGCUUUUUAAACCCUUGAUCACCUUGUGCUUUCUCCAACAACAACAACAACAAAAAUAAUCAGGUUACAAUUUGGAGAAGAGGAGAAAAAAUGGCCAUGUGAUCAUUUCAGAUGUGUGUACUGUGUCCUCCACAACCAUUAAAUAAGUGUGCGUUUGUCUGUCUAGUA
Engraulis encrasicolus (European anchovy) is the source of this 3205-nucleotide messenger RNA. It is a transcript of the gene ap1b1, whose product is annotated as adaptor related protein complex 1 subunit beta 1. The transcript is spliced from 21 exons. NCBI's taxonomy places the organism in Eukaryota, Metazoa, Chordata, Actinopteri, Clupeiformes, Engraulidae. Gene Ontology annotation, molecular function: clathrin binding. The record is from RefSeq and is a predicted model, not a curated record. Gene Ontology annotation, cellular component: clathrin adaptor complex; membrane coat. Bases 62 to 2974 code for a protein of 970 amino acids. Gene Ontology annotation, biological process: vesicle-mediated transport; intracellular protein transport.